Messenger RNA from Megalops cyprinoides (Indo-Pacific tarpon), 2568 nucleotides. Its product is annotated as protocadherin alpha-3-like. Gene Ontology annotation, biological process: homophilic cell-cell adhesion. Gene Ontology annotation, molecular function: calcium ion binding. Bases 169 to 2568 code for a protein of 799 amino acids. NCBI's taxonomy places the organism in Eukaryota, Metazoa, Chordata, Actinopteri, Elopiformes, Megalopidae. The record is from RefSeq and is a predicted model, not a curated record. Gene Ontology annotation, cellular component: plasma membrane. The transcript has a single exon.
UCGAGUGAGGACAGCGAGAGAGGGUGCGAGAAUUCACACAGGAAGAAUAGCAGUAUGAUAACCAAAGGGUAAUAAAUUCCUGCAUUGCGUUUACUGAGAACAAACAGGGAUCUUUUACUGUGAAUUUAUUUCAUAUUUCUGCGCUGGAAUAAGUCUGACUUCCUCGUGAUGGGUACGCAAUGUCGUCAAAUUCGGUGGGAGUACAGUUGUUCAUGUCUCCAUUUUGCGAUUCUGAUGUUGCUUUGGAACAGGACCUCUGCUCAGAUCCGUUAUUCCAUUCAGGAGGAAUUAAAAGUCGGGACGAUAGUUGGGAAUUUAGCUAAAGAUAUGGGGUUUGACAGAGGAACACUGGCUGAUCGGAAUCUCCGCAUUGUGUCGGGAACAAAGCAGGAUCUUUUUCAGGUAAAUCAGAGAGACGGCGCUUUGUUUGUGAAUCAGAGAAUAGACAGAGAGGAGCUAUGUGGCAAAAGCACUCCGUGUCUUGUUAAUCUGAAAGCUGUAAUAGAGAAUCCUCUAGAAAUGCAUCGCAUUACAGUGGAAAUAGUAGAUGUUAAUGACCACGCUCCCAGCUUUCCAGAUCCAGCAUAUCGUUUGGAAAUACCGGAAUUCACGAUGACAGGGGCUCGUUUCCAGAUGGAGGGGGCUCAUGAUCCUGACACAGGAUUGAACGAUUUGCGUCACUAUAAACUGAGCCAAAACGACUAUUUUCGAUUGGAUGUUAAAGAAUUAAAUGGAGACAGUAAAAUUCCAUUUUUAAAUUUGCUAAAACCGUUGGAUAGAGAGGUUACUGCACAGUUAAGCUUGCUCCUAACCGCCAUAGACGGUGGCAGUCCGCAGAAAUCUGGUACACUGAAUAUCUCUGUGAUUAUUUUGGAUGCGAAUGACAAUGCGCCCGUGUGUGGUAAGCAAAUAUAUACAGUGAGUAUGAAGGAAAAUGUUCCAGUUGGUACGUUUGUAAUGCGUGUUGAUGCCGUAGAUUUGGAUGAGGGAAUAAAUGGUGAAAUAGAAUACUCAUUUCGUAGUAAAGCCAGGAGUAAGGCCUCAGAAAUGUUUGAAUUGGACAGUGAAACAGGAGAGAUUAAAGUAAAGGGAGCGAUUGAUUUUGAAGAGGAAAAGUCUCAUAAGAUAGACAUUUACGUUUCUGAUAAAGGGGCUUUGCCACUGACAACUCAGUGUAAUGUUUUAGUCAAAGUGGAGGACGUGAACGACAACAAGCCAGAAAUUGAUGUCACCUCUUUUUCGAGUCAGAUCUCGGAGGACUCGCCUCUUGGCACAGUGGUAGCGCUGAUAGGUGUGACCGACUUAGACUCAGGUGUAAACGGACAGGUAGUUUGUACAUUACCUGAAGACGUACCGUUUGAUCUGAAACAUUCCCCUGAGGAGAACUUUUAUUCCUUAGUGACUAAGAGCCCCUUAGACAGAGAGGCUGUGCCUCAGUAUGACAUAACCAUCACAGCGAAAGAUCUCGGAAUCCCCUCAUUAUCUAGUGUGAAAACAAUCAGAGUGGAGAUUUCAGAUAUUAACGAUAACAACCCGGUAUUCUCUCAAGAUCCAUAUACCUUGUACUUACUGGAAAAUAACGCGCCUGGCGCAUCCAUAUUGACAGUCAGCGCCUCUGAUGCAGAUGAAGGAGAAAACGCGCUGGUUUCAUAUUCAUUUGGGCACAUGAGCGCAGGCUCGGGUCACAGUGUUGCAUCCUUCUUAAAUAUCAAUCCUGAAAAUGGGAAUAUUUACGCGCUGAAAACCUUUGACUUUGAAACUGUGAAAACCUUUCAAUUCCAAGUGGUAGCUAAAGACUCAGGAAGACUGUCACUAAGCAGCAACGUUACAGUGAAUGUCUUCAUUCUGGAUCAGAACGAUAACGCUCCAGUGAUCUUGUCACCGAUCAGCGCUAACGGUUCCGCUGAAGGCGUGGAGGAGAUUCCCCGCAAUGUGAACGCAGGCCAUUCGGUGACUAAAGUGAGGGCCUAUGACGCUGAUAUAGGAUACAACGCCUGGCUCUCGUUCUCACUGCAGCACGUUCCAGACCCCAGUCUCUUUGGUUUGGAGCGAUAUACAGGAGAAAUCAGGACGCUUCGUUCAUUCACGGAAUCAGACGAGGCUGAGCAUAAACUGGUCAUAUUGGUGAAAGACAAUGGGAACGUUUCACUGUCAGCUACAGCAACUGUGAUUAUCACCGCCGUGGAGCCCAAAGAGGCAUUUGCAGCUUCUGACAUAAAAAACACGGUAAAAACCGAGGAGGAGAACAAUGUAACUUUUUAUCUGAUAAUCACACUGGGGUCAGUUUCGGCGCUCUUUCUCUUGAGUAUUAUCGGUUUGAUAGUGAUGCAGUGCUCCAAACCUCCAGACUAUUCGUCCAAAUAUUGCCGGGACUCCAAUUACGCGGACACGAGCGGGAACGGGACACUGUGUCACAGCAUCCAGUACAGAUCCGGAGACAAACGGUACAUGUUAGUUGGACCCAGAAUGAGUAUCGGUUCUGCUAUUGUCCCCGGCAGUAAUGGGAAUACUCUGGUCGUUCCAGAUCACAGGAGGAGAAUCUCAGGAGAGGUAAGGAGUUGUGUUUGA